UUGCAGCCAAAAUCACGAGCUCACCUGGGUUUGUUGGAGAAGAAAUCCGAUUACAAAGCAAGAGCUAGGGAUUACCAGCAAAAGCGAGAUACCCUGAAAAAAUUGCAUAAGUAUGCGUUGGACAAAAAUCAGGAUGAGUAUCAUCAUCAUAUGAUAAACAGUGAAGUGAAAGAAGACGGGAGACAUUUUGAGAAGAAGACCAAGGAACAAGAAGAGCAGUCAGAAGUACAAAAAAAGUUGAACGACAUCAGAGAUCUGGAAUAUGUGAAGUACAAACUGUAUGCAGAAAAUAAGUACUUUGACACAGAUGAGGCUGUGAUUUCUCGUAAAUAUAAUCGGCUACGAAAGAAAGAUUUGUCUAACAAAAAUGUGCUUGGAGCAGAUAGCAAAGAUGAUGUGAAAGUGUGCAUCCUUUUUUGUUGUGAGCUGGUUUUUCGCGAAGGAAACUCACCUAAUGCACUUUAG
Molecule: messenger RNA, 465 nt
Organism: Cylicostephanus goldi
Lineage: Eukaryota; Metazoa; Nematoda; Chromadorea; Rhabditida; Strongylidae
Source: the annotation of a GenBank genome assembly